This is a messenger RNA of Neodiprion fabricii, 1740 nucleotides long. RefSeq lists its product as uncharacterized. Bases 47 to 1534 code for a protein of 495 amino acids. The transcript has 3 exons. NCBI's taxonomy places the organism in Eukaryota, Metazoa, Arthropoda, Insecta, Hymenoptera, Diprionidae. The record is from RefSeq and is a predicted model, not a curated record.
AGCUUUUACUGUCCCUUCGGCGUCAAUUUCCGCUCAGAUAUUCGCGAUGCGGUUCGCCAUCGCGCUCUUCUGCCUCGAAUUGACAGCGCGCUGCAGCCUCGGAACUUUAGAGCACGGAAAGACCGCCCCCCAGGAACCAGUGCUGAUAAAUUUUCGUCGAGUGGCAAACACCUCGCGAGAAAUCGCCCCCGUUUAUCUUCCCCCCAAACCAGUGGGCGACCCUUUGCUCCCGGAAGUCGUCGAUAAUCGGGCUUUGGCCACGCCACCGGUCAUUAUCGACAGUGUGACCAGCAUCGAUUUGAGCACGACUUGGCCAACGACGAGAACCGAUCUUCAGACACCACGGGAAGACGUUGCCAGAGAAGGGCGCUACUUUUUGCAUCCUUACGCUGGUAGGAUCGGUCAGAGAUCGAACUUUAAGAGUACCCUGAAGCUCGGCGCUGGCGCAAGGAUUUCGGAGGCGAUAAAGGUGAACGACAUGUCCUGCCACUAUUCGGGCCAGGACUUGUACUUUCGGGCGUCUUUGACCGCACUCAAGGAUACCGAUCAUCCUCUGAUAGACGCUAUCAGUAACGAUGUCUGCAAGAUCGUUAAGGUCAAGGGUGAAUAUCGGCUCAGGUUUGAGAAGGAGAAUUUCUGGAACUGUGGCGUAACCGACUGCUCGACCGAUUUGGGAACCUUCUUUUGCUUGACCGUUCGCUUUCCAACGAUCUCUGGGCUCAGGUUGAAGGACGACACUACGAUCACCCUCCAGUGCAAGACUCAGGAUAAAACCGCCUCGCACACAACGCAGAUCAACGUCAAGACCUUGAACACAGCUGCGAGAAUGGCGCCGAGAGUUGCUGCCGGGGGUCUGAAGAAUGCAUUCCAGACCGACAUCGGUUUGUUUCGGAAAUCCUACAACUCCGAGAACGUUUUCGACGUCAAGAUACUGCCUGGUGGAACUGUGGUUCUUGGGGAAGAAAUCCUGCUGCGAGCUUUGGUCAGGGAUGGUGACGGGUGGAAAUACUCGAGGAUCGGCGAGGUUAGCGUUCAGUACAUCGAGGCGCGUCAGCAGCAGAGAGUGAUGAACAGUUUGUGGAUCCUGGAUGCUGAGGGUUGCCGCAAUCCUGAGAUUCCCGAAAUAUCACCGAGCGGUCAGUACAGGGUGGCGCCGCUCGAGAGCUACCUGGUCUUUCAGGCAUUCAUGUUCGAGAACAUGAAGGAGACCGACGAAAUGGUAGUCAGCGUCAAGGUGAUGGGAUGUCUUGAGGGCGAGGACUGCAGUCUCAACUGUCCGAAGGAGCAUACAAGACGAGCAAGGAGUCCGACUGGCCUCGACACGGACGCCAAAGCCAAUGUCACUGACUGGCAGAGUGACAUUGCUUUCAAGGUAGUCAAAAGAGCACCGGAAAACGAUUCGAGAACUUAUAGACCGGACGAUGCUCAGCUGAUCGUACCCUACGUCUUGACCGUCUUCGUUCUUGUGAUCAGCGUUGGCUUGCUCUGUGUUGUCAAGACGUUGCUGAAGCAGAGAUCGGUGACAAGGAAAUAAGUAUCAUUUUUACCGCAAAUUGUGGUAGCAGACUGAGUUAUGGACACUUUUGUAGAAAAUUCUGAUAAAAUGCAUUCACAAUCGCACUGAGGCUGUAUUUUCAUCUUUCUAGUAUAGGUUGAAGUACAGAUGAUGAUGGGAAUUCACUUGCUGCAACAUAAGAUCCCCGCUUUAAUUUAAUUGAAAAUUAGAAUGACUAUUUUUAU